Messenger RNA from Abrus precatorius (Indian licorice), 2094 nucleotides. RefSeq names its product sm-like protein LSM8. Gene Ontology annotation, cellular component: U4/U6 x U5 tri-snRNP complex; U6 snRNP; precatalytic spliceosome. Gene Ontology annotation, molecular function: RNA binding. The transcript is spliced from 5 exons. Lineage: Eukaryota; Viridiplantae; Streptophyta; Magnoliopsida; Fabales; Fabaceae. The record is from RefSeq and is a predicted model, not a curated record. Gene Ontology annotation, biological process: mRNA splicing, via spliceosome. Bases 1465 to 1761 code for a protein of 98 amino acids.
GUAGAAGUGGCCCAAAUAAACCAAAUACAGUAUCUUAAAUGGACUUGGACUCUCUUGCACAAAAAAAGAAAAGGACAAAAUAUACUGAAUUUUGUAAUUUGAUCCAAUUGCAUAUACUAACUCGGUGCCCAACGAUGCUAGGCUCUCCUUUCUCUAAAUCCCGUUUUUUCGGUCCAAAGAAUAGUUGAUGUUUUAAUUUCACAAUAACCCUAAUUCCCAAAUUGAAUCACCCAAAAUAACCAAAAUUUUCUCAUCUCCAUUGAUUCUCUUCAUCAACCCAAAUCGAAGUUCGUCGGUAUUCGUUGCUUCGAACUUUAGCAUUAGCAUCACUGUUAGCUGAUCUUCAUCUUUCUCUCGUCUCUAUUCAGGUAUAGAAACAGAUUCCAUGAUUUUCGAAUUUGUUUAUGUUAUUGUUUUGGUUGCUGAUUUCCUUCUUGCUUGAUAAAAACUAACUGUUUGGUUGAAUCUGACGUGAUAAACUUUGCUUUUGUUUUGGGGUUUCUGAAAUGCACGGGUCAGGUUUAGAAAAGGUUCAAAUUUCCUGAGGACAAGUUUCCUGAGGACAGUGUAAGGUACUUUGUUGUUGGUGUUUUCAUUGCUAGGUAACCAACCUCCCGUGGUCCAUCAUUUUGACGCGAUUCCAAGCUUCACUAAUGCUUCACGACUACAUAUUAGUAGUUUUUAUUCAUUAAACAGUCACAUUCUCCAAAGUUUUAUCUCGCUGUAUGCUCUGAAUUUUGUCUGGUAUGCUUUCGACAUCAUAAAUUUUUGGGUGAUUGAGUGCAUUUCUGGUGCCCAGUGCUUGUUAAUGCCCUUAUUGGUGUUUACAUUCGAGCUAAAUAUUCUGUUCCUGUCGUUGCAAAGCAAUUUUUUGACUCGUUAUUAUGUGUCAUCGAACGCUAGUUGCACUUUGAUUAUGUUUAAUGUUGCUUUCUGCUAAUGGGAUGUGGCUUUAUAAUGACAUUCUAGGUUUAUAAAUUAUAACAAUUGUACACAGAAAGAUCAACUCUUGAAUUCAUAUUUUUUAACGUUGAUUCUAUUUGUGUGCUUUUAGGAUUGAUAAGGUUUUUUAUUUUCGCCUUCGUCAGAUACCAAGGGGUCUAAUUUGUCAUGACGACAGGAUUUUUUCAUGUACUGAAAUAGAAAAAUGUUAUAUAAGUGAGAUCUUGUAAAUAACAGUUAGAUGAAUAUUUUUUUGUUUGGUUAUAAUCGUUUAUGCUUUUUAUGUUACUCUUAUAUGAGUGAUUCUAAUGCUUUCUGAAAUAAGUAGUGCUUUAAAGCUAGAAAACCUACCGUUGAAAUUAAUACUUGAUUGACUAGGGUGUUGCGACAUCAUGUUUCUGCUCUACCUGGUUUUAGAUGGUUCUCACUGUACAUUUUGCAUUGUAUUACUAUUAAUUAAUGUUUUGACAUUGAAUUGCCUGCAGGUGUGAGGAUAAGUGUGAUAGUGAUCUAAAAAGCAAGAUGUCAGCUGGGCCUGGACUUGAGUCCCUUGUGGAUCAGACAAUUUCAGUGAUUACAAAUGAUGGACGAAAUAUAGUGGGAGUCCUGAAAGGUUUUGACCAGGCAACAAAUAUAAUUCUUGAUGAGUCCCAUGAACGCGUUUAUUCUACAAAGGAAGGUGUGCAACAACUUGUUCUUGGUUUGUACAUCAUUAGAGGUGACAACAUAAGUGUUGUUGGUGAACUAGAUGAAGAUCUAGAUUCUAGUCUGGAUUUGUCAAAACUUAGAGCUCAUCCCUUGAAACCUGUUAUCCAUUGAGGUGAAGUACAACGCAUUGGUUGUCAAUGGAUGCAUGCGUACUUUGUGGAAACAGUCUGAGUUUUGCUGCAUUAUAUACAACAGUGUGCUGUGACAACAGCAUAAUAUUUCUAAAUAUUCUGAUUCUGUUUCUCGAUGUUAGCAUGUAAGACUUGCCAAACGAAUGAAUGCAACAAAUUCCGCGACUAUCUGAAGUGAAGAAACUAUCUUUUAUUUGGCCAUCAUAUACAUACAAACUAUCUUCUAUCUAACCGAACUAUGUGAAAAUCUCAGGUAUAACCAUUUAUGUCAAACCUACUAUUGUUGGGAGUACAGAUAACAAAGCUUAUUAUU